GCUUUAGUUUAGUGUGGUUGCCAGGUAACCGCAGCGCGUACAACUUGUAGCUCUCCCGCGGCCGGUGUAUGAAGGUUGCUUAUAUUCUUGUAGUUUACUUUGUUUUAAAAGCAAAUAAGUUGUAUUUAGUUGUAAAAGUAUCAAGGAGUCAAUUUAUGGCGUUUGUGUUGAGCUGAACAUGUCAGCCUCCCGUCUUUCUCCAUAAUAAGCGCUGCUCUCUGGAGACUGAGGAACACACAGAGAUAUCAAGAGAUGAGCGAUGACACGGUCAAUAAACACCACAACAAUGGAGAAUGAUGGUGAAUUAAGGGAAGAGGAGGUAUCCAAAGGCCUGUCUAAUCUGGGAUCUUCAGCAACGGGACUCCAGCACACCUACCUGUACCUCUCUGUGCCAGGGCGAGACUUGAAAAAUGUCUCCAUUUUAUGCAAUUAUAUCCAUCUUCAAAAGCUGGAGCUUCCCUGCAAUAAAAUAAAAGAUUUAUCCUGCGUGAGUCACAUGCCACACCUCAUCAUCCUGGAUGUGUCCCACAACCAACUCACAGAUUUCUUUGGGUUCCAGGCGCCAAAAAACCUCAAGGAAGUAAAUUUCUCAUACAACCAAAUGUCAGUCAUGAAGGAUCUCUCGGAGUAUACGUCUUUGACCAAGCUGAUUCUUGACUAUAACUCAUUUAGUGCUAUCAGGGGGCUGGAAAAGUGUGAAAGGCUCUCUCACCUCAGCCUGGCCCAUAACAACAUCUCACGCAUUAGGGGUCUGGACCAUCUGCCCCUCCGAGAGCUGUGCCUGAGGGGGAAUGCGAUACAAAAGAUUGAGAAUCUCCAGACACUACGGAAACUGCAGGUUCUAGACUUGUCCUGUAACCGGAUUCAAAGCCUCUCAGGUCUCCAGAAACUCCUUCUCCUGGGAACCAUCAACCUUGAGAGCAAUCUGAUCAGUGAGAUAAAGGAGGCCUCAUAUUUGCAAGACCUGAAUUUGUUGAGAGAACUAAAUCUCAUUAAAAACCCAGUGCAGGACCAAGAUGGCUACAGACUGGCUGUGAUCUUCCUCCUCCAGCAUCUCACUCUUCUGGACCAACAGACAGUAACGGCGGAGGAGAAGGUGUCUUCUGUGAACAAGUACGACCCUCCUCUUGAGGUGACAGCAGCCCGAGAUCACAUGACCAACUUGCUGUACCAGCUCAUGCAACCGCAGGUUAUAUUUGACAGUACUUUGCCCAGCCUGGAUACUCCGUACCCGAUGCUGGUUCUUACUGGUCCACAAGCUUGUGGGAAAAGAGAACUUGCCCAUAAACUGUGUCAGGAAUUCAGUGACUAUUUUGCGUAUGGUGCCUGCCACACCACCAGAGGGCCCUAUUAUGGUGAAGAAGAUGGAUUAGACUAUCACUUUGAGACGGAGGAAGAGUUUCAAAAAAUGAUUCAAAUGGGUAAGUUUGUCCAGACAGUGCAGUAUGGAGGUCAUUGGUACGGUCUGUCUCGGGAGUCUAUUGAGCGUGUGGCUCGCGAGGGUCUGGCCUGCUGUGUACAUAUGGAAGUAGAGGGAGUGUAUAGCUUGAAGAAAUCGUACUUUGAACCGCGUUACGUCCUGCUUAUCCCAACCAAUGUCGAUAAUUAUAUAUGCUGUUUGAAAGCGAGAGGAUUCUACAGUAACGCUCAGAUGGAAACGGCUGUGUCUCGAAUUGAUUUGUACGCCAAGAUCAACAGAGAAAAGCCUGGCUUUUUUGAUAACGUCAUCUCUUGUGAUGAUCGUACUGAGGCCUACAAGACACUUAAGCAGCUGGUGCAGGAGUAUCUUGGUCUGGAGGAACAGGGAGGAGAUACCAGCUCCAUCACACCUGACAACACUUCCACUAACACAACAGGUGAGGUACUGGCAGCCAAGGCAGAGGACGCUGACCUCAUGGAUUCCUACAGCAGAAACUACCAGAAAAAAAUCCAGGCAAACAUGAACACGUCCCAGACCCCGGCCGUAUCUGCUUCAUCAAACAGACGCGAGCAGCUGAUUCGGGAAGCUUUGAAUGGGAAGUGUCCUGGUGCUUACGCCGAGCUGUUUCAAAGGAGUGCACCAACAGCUCCAUCAUCAUUAGCCUCUCAUUCCCGGCCACACCAAGGUCCCUCCCCGAUUUAUCCAGCUGGCCUCGGUGGUCCCGAUGAGCACAGCAGUUCGGAGGAAUCCCGUGCCAGUUCUGGCCUGUCCAUGAGGAGCUCGGCAGGUGUGCUGUCUGCAGAAAUCCCAGCCAGGGGAUCAGAUGUUGGGUCAGGGCUCAGCAUAGAGCCUCUGGAAAUGUCUAUGUUAGGACAGGACCGAGACACCAGAGGUCGCAUAGACUCACAUCUAACUCCGGAUGCUCCACGCUCCGAACGCAUCUCUCCUACCCUCCCCUCCUCUCCCGGCCGCCCAGGUGCCAACACCAAACAGAUCCUGCCGCCCAUUCCAUCUGGACGCAAGACCAACGAUUCUGGCCCAAAGCUGUGACAGAGUAGAAAGACUCCUGAAGUGUGUUCUCUGUGCAAAUGGAUGUGUUUUUUUUUAGUGCUGUUGGCAAUGACUACAUGUGUAUCGGCAUAGUUUAUGUCUUAUUGAGGAUUGAGGAGGGCUCACACACAUACCCGCCUCCAGUGGAUACAUCCGAGUGUUCAGGUUGCCGUGGGCAACGAUGCCUUGAGUUUCUGGAGUAAGAGAGCCUGCCAGUUGUGCCACAGGUACCCAGAUUGAAAUGCGUUCAUAUUUUAACACACACCAUUCGUUUCUUUUCUUCUACCAAAACUUUAAAUGAGGCACUUGUGUUUAUAUUACAUCAAUCAAUAGCUUUUCCCCAAUAGCAAAGCUCAGGCAGGCACAUUAUUUAAACACGGACUUUGAACUCAUUCCACGUCAAAAACACAAUUAAAGUCGAGUCGGAAAGGCACUGCAGGGGCAGAAUAAUGAACCGUUGGGGGCAUCGGAGCACAGAAAAUGAACUUAUAAUUAAGAUUUCAACAUUGCAUUAAAUCUAUACAUCAUCAAAUUGGAAUUUCGUUUUCCCAGGAGCCUGUGAGGCAAUAGCUCUUCAUUAUUCAGACCUGAACACAAACUUUUGGUUAUUUUCAGAUAUCA
This is a messenger RNA of Misgurnus anguillicaudatus (oriental weatherfish), 3091 nucleotides long. NCBI's taxonomy places the organism in Eukaryota, Metazoa, Chordata, Actinopteri, Cypriniformes, Cobitidae. The record is from RefSeq and is a predicted model, not a curated record.